GCUGGUGCCCGCCAGAGGAGAGCGAUAGAAAAUGGCGAGUCUUUGCGAAACGCAGCAAGGCACAAUCGACAGGCGCGGCUUUCGGCAGGAACUUGAUUCGUGGCGGCACAAACUCAUUCAUUGUGUAGGUUUUCAAAACAUUCUUGACGGUCUGAUUGGGCCGGAACUGGUUGAAGACCUAAAACUAUUUAAGGAUUUUAAGCAUGUGGCAUUGGAUUGGUCAUUCCACGAAAACUGCCUGUUCUGCUGUUUGAGGAGAAGUAAAGUAAAAGAACACUUACUGGGCGUAAAUAAGAGCAGACUUAAAGGAAAUGCGAAGCCUCUCCUCGUUAAAGAUCAGAUUGCAAUCGGCAAACUCGAGAAACAAACGGAAGACUUUCUCAAUGCAGUUUUCUGCAGAAAAGACAUACCAAGUUUCUCGGACCCUCGCAUUCCAAUAGUGGCUGCAGAGAUUCUUCAGACAAUGAUUAGUCAAUUCGCUGGAGAGUAUACAUCCAAAACAAGCUGCCCUCAGAACAGUCACCCAGACCCAAUGCCCCACACUGACCAAAGCCUGCCUGGUCAAGCCUUGCUCUCAGGGGCUCCGCCUCCCACCAGCCCUGCUGCUUUAGCCACCGAGACAGCGCCCAACCAGAACCCCGUCCUAAGCAAGCUCCUCAUGGCUGACCAGGACGCUCCUCUUGACCUUACCAUCAAAAAAAACCCUGCAGAGUCCAGUGAACAAGAUGGAGUGCUAGACCUGUCUAUAAAAAAGAAACACUAUAGCAGCAGUCGGCCUGUCCACAGUCCUUGUCUGUCACCAGCUCUAUCCGUGCUAAAAAGUGAGUCUCAAGACUUUCAAGUGACGAAAGAUCUGCAGUCCACCUCCACGCUGAAAAAGUUUAUGACCAAACUCUGUCUGCACCAUCAACGGCAGAUAGUAGAAGCCAUUGGUUUUCUUCAGAUGGAAGUCAAAGCCCAUUCGUCCACCAAUGCACAGAAAGCCUCUAACAAAACCUCAGGCUGCCAUGAAACUGCUUCUUCCACAGUCACGCCGGAAAAGUCAUGCCCUGAGGUAACGUUACCCAAUGAAUCUACUCCCAAAGCAGACGUCCAUUCUAUACCAAGUAGCUAUGCAACAAACAAGAUUCCAGAGAAAGCCUUGUCCCUUAAAACAUCACUAACUGCUAGCCCUGUAUCAGGGAGUAACCAACCUGCGGGGACUCCCUUCAAUAAUUCAACAGAUGGAGAGCAAAGCAGUUCCAGUGAUCAUGCACCUCUUAAAAUGAAAAUAAUGACCAAAAAUGCUGCGGGCAAGAAAGUGUCGUGUGUUCUCAAUGCCAACUUGUCUUCUCAAUCUGAUGCCACGGAGGAGAGCAAGUGCAGCUUGAAUUCAUCCAACAGAGCAGAGACACAAAGUGCCAGACUCAGUUCCUCUGUGAGAAGACACAAUCAGACGAGUUUAAUGCAUCAAGCUAAGCACAGAGAGGAUCUCGGACAUACGAAAAAAACACAAGCAAACUUAAUUUCAGUUCACAUGACCAUUCCUUCAGAUUCUGCUAGGACUGCCAGGAAAACUAUCAGGACAUCAUCUGAACAUCAAUCCAGAGACUGCAGAGCAGUGGUUGACCCAGAUUUGGGCCACUGUGACAUUGUUUUUAUUGACAAACCAAUUACAGAGUGUUUUAAGGAAAAGCGACGUGGCCUUCUCCCUCGUCGGAAUGCCAGAAAAAGCACCAGAGGACACAUGUAUUCAGAUGAAAUCUGGGAGUUAAAAACGGUUCGGACAUUGGCUGGCAGGGGAAACUGUCCUAAUCCAAUGCCAGAGUUGAUCACUUUAGUCACUCCGAAGCAAAUGCUUUCUAAGCCCGAAGGUGUGCCGCAUGUUAAUAUGCUUUUUGCGGGAACAUGCAGGGAGACGCUGGAACAACAAACCCUCUCUACGGAGUCUAAUCAGAGCGUACUACCAGAACCAGGAGAUGGUGUGGUGGCAACAGAUAGUAAAGUAGACAGCAUAGUAGUUGAACCUAGUCAGACUGAUCAGUUUCACACCAAGGCGCCCUCUGGUCCUUCUUCUCCUGAAAAGAGCCCAGUAGAAAACAACGUCACUGAUCUGAUCAGAGAUGUAGAGAAGGAAGCAACUGUAGAUUCAGACACAGCACCAGAAAGUAACGGUGUCGGUCAGCAUCCAACUGAAGUUGCAAAAGAGAAAUUGAUAGAACCUAGAAAGAUUGUAGAUCAAAUUUCUGAGCAAACAGCAGCAGAAACAGGAGUGGAACUGUUAGAGAAGGUUACCACAGAUGCCACUGAGCCCCCCAACCCAUCAGAUGAACAAGUAAACAUUGAGUCUAUGCUUCAGCAGAAUAGUGAUCCAUCAGCAGAAAUUCAAGUUGAGGAAAACACUGAGAAAGAUGAAGGGGAGAACAUGGCAGAUGGCCAGUCUCAGAAACUUGAACCUGAGGCACAGCUACAUCAGGACACCACUGAAGAUGCAGAAAAAGUCUCUGUGCCAAAUGCAGUAGAGCAUGAAAUAGAAGAAAAAGAAAUGACAACACCAGAAAAUGUUGAUGGUGAUCUACCCUUAGAGAGUAAAGAUAGCGUAGAGAACUCUGAUGUGGCUUCAAAGACACUUGAUUCUCUCUUGAAGGAGUUGCCACCUUGGCGUAGGAAAAAGACUUCCAAAAUUCAGCAGUUAACACAAUCAGAAUCCAGUAUAGUAGGUUAUGUUAAUGGUCGGCCCAUAUCUUCUUCUGACAGAAGCCUGCGUCACAGAGGAGGUAGCAACCCCACCUCACCUUCUAACAGUCCUGUAAAGUCUGGGCAGAAUGUGUCCAACAAUAGUUUGGCUAACUCUAAACAUGAAUCGGAUGUGGAAAAAAAGAAACGAGAGAGCAGUUCACCUGAAUCUACUGUACUUGUCAAUUCUUUAAAGGGAACUUCUACAACUCAGCAAGUUACAGAUUCAUCUUCUGAUGCAUCAUCAACUAAAGUAUCUGCACCUUUGUUAAGAAGUAAACAAAUCCUUAGACAAAAGUCUAUUCAGAGAGAUAAUUACAUCUUACCUGUGCUUCCUGAUCAGUUAACCGAUCUGGGUCAAAGUACCAAGUCUAAACGUCAGCUUAGAUCAUCCAGUCAAAAGGAAAGUGGAACUUUAGCACCACAGACCAAUUCAAGUGUUAUCCUAACUAUCCCCCCCCCAAAACUUUCUACCCUUAUUCUACCACCUGCAGACCAGCUUCCUUCCUUGCUCCUUCCUGAUUCACUUCCUGUUACUACACCAUCUUUGAGCUGUUCAUCUGGACCCUUAACCUCUGAAGAUUACCAACAAAACACAGUCCCAGAAUGUCCUAAAACGGAUGUUGGCGCACAGCCAAUAGAAGUAACCUCAGAAGAGGUGCAGCGGAAAGAACAAGCAAAAGGAUUUGAGACCAAACAAAAGUUAAGAUCUGCAAAAGUUGUUGAGUGCAGGAAGGAGGAGGAGGGGAAAAAACAGCUUGAUAGUCACAAACCGAAUUCAAUAGAAAAUCAGAGCUCCGUAAAGACUGAAGUUCAAACGCAGUCAAUGCCGUUAAGAAGUAGACGUAGUUUGCAGAAGGAUUCAGAGGGAAAUGACACUUUGAUUCAGAAGAAAAACACAGAUUUUAUAGAGGACAGAUCUAUAAGUGGAGAGGACAGCAGUUCCUCCACCUCAAACAAACCAAGAAGAAUGCCGCUGAGGAGUGAGACCAUAAAACCUGAAAUGUUUCCUCAGUCUGUUUCUCAAUCACAACCAGCAAACAGCAAAAAAUCCACUUUGAGGUCACAAAGAUCCCUUGCAUCUCCCGCCAGUGCUCUUACUGAUACUGCAAGACAGAGCAACCUAGCUAGCCCUGUUAAGACAAAUAAAUCUCAGAUGAAGUCUCCUUCAGCUUCUGCUGCAUGUAUGCCCCACAGCUUGCCCUUUGUCGUUGCAAAGCAUGAGCCCCCAAAACAAAUACCCAAUAAGUUCUUUGAAGUACUGACUGGAGAAGAAGGUCAACAGCUUGUUUCAAAUUUGAACCUCAAGUAUGACAAAAUGCAGAAAGGUUGGGUGCAACUGGAUAAAGAGGGCCAACCAACAGUCAAGUACAAAAAUAAGGCAGACAGGCAGGCAGCUAUAUGGAGAAGUAAACGUAGGACACGCAAACCAAAGUCUUUGGAACAGCAGAAAUACUCACCAGUCCAAAUGCUAUUUAUGAAAGGUUUUAACCUCUCCAGCAUCUGUCGCUGGUUCCUGGAGUCAACAGAAACAAAAUCUCUUGUCAUAGUCAAGAAGGUCAAUACGCGUCUUCCGUCAGAAACUCAGCUGUGUUUCCACAGCUCGUCCGGUGUGUCUGGAACCUCACAAGGGGUGUUUCCAAGCAUGCAGGCUGAACGCCUAAAGAAACAUUUGAAAAAGUUUGCCAUUGCUUCCCCCGUAAAGAGCAAUGCAAAGAGUAAGAAGCUCAUUGCCAAAGCAUUGGAGCAAGUAGUGAAUGGAGUAAAAGGGAAGGAGAGAGCUGAACCCCCCAGCAAUACUCAGACUCUAGAAAAGCCAUGCACCUCCACCAAAGCUCGUGCUCAAAUCCCAGAUUCUCAAAAAUCUUCUGGAAAAUCUAAGAAUCCAGCAAGUGCCCGAAUCUUGAGGAAAUACUCAAACAUCCGAGAGAAGAUGCAGGUUCAGCAGUCCACUGUUAGACUUAAGGAGGCUUCAAAAAUGUUGCAGAGUAAAAAAUUGAAACCCUUGGCUGCUACCAAGUCUGCUGCCAAGGCAAAUGUAAAGCCAUCCCUGAAGGGGAAGAAAUUAGUUGGACCAGGUAUCAAGCAAGUGAAAGAGUCAAAGUUGGAAAAAAGGAAAAUAUUGGCUAAAAACCAAUCGGCAAAGCCUUCCCUUCAAGAGAAAGCAGUCAAAGCUCAGGGCAGUAGUAAAGUUACAAGAGAUGCAACUAAGAGCGAGCUGCCAAAGAGAGUUUCUCAACGGCUUGGGCUUUCUAAAGAACCUGAGCCCAGCCCUGUGAACACAUCAAGAAACAAGGUUACCAGUAAGAAAAGUGAAGAAGACAAAGCAGAAGUGGAAAAAGGUUCACCAAAUAAAGUAAACUCUGUUAAAAUCCAAGCAAAAGAGUGCCCACAGAGCGCAGCCGAAGUCAAAGGAAUGGAAAAUGGUGACAGCCCUUUGCAGCAGAACACAGAUGUGAAGGCUCAAUCCUCUCUUGACCAGGUACUCACUAGAUCCCAGAAAAAAAUGGAAGCAGCUGCUCCUUUAAGCCCCAGUGUUUCUUCAAAGAUAGACACAAAGUCCACGGUUUUAAAAACUAAACCACCCAAAGCCAUCAAGAAGGCAGAUGAACCCGCCCUUACAAGAAGUGGUGCUUCAACCAGAAGUCAAACCGCCUUGCUGCUACCUAGUGCAACUAGAGUGGGAACCAAAAGACCUCAGGAGCCUUUGGUGAACCCCACAAAGCGCACCAGGACAAAAUAAGGAGAUGGCUCACCUUCAGGUCUUCGGAAAUUUACUUAAAAGGACCAAAUACAUGUGCGUGGUUAUUGCGUGAAUUUCCUUCUCAGCAGGAACAGCUAAGAAGGAUCUUAAUUUGAGAUCAAGUUGCUUUUUGCUGUAGCAAUCCUGGACCUGGUUGGAGGUGACAAACACCGGUUUCAGCUCAAUUUUAAAGGUGGCAAAGCAAACAUCAGGCGUUUGGUGCCGUCUUUCCCAAAUUUCAUUUAGCAUUUUUAAUUUGUUUGCUCUCUUGUACAUAGCAGUUGUUUUAGACAAAAGCGCGUUAUGGUUUGCUGUUGAGAGCUUGACAGGAGGGAUCCCUUACUAACUGUAACUUGGCAGUUUGUUUCUCCAGCCUGUAUUCCAAACAUGUUGUGAAUAUAUGAAUGAUGUGACCAGGUGCCUUAUUUAUGAAAUGUAAUGUAAACAAAAUGUGAAUUGCCUCCCCUGUUGUCAUAGGCAGUUGACGUUCUUGUGUUCAAAGAACAGAUUUUGUUUCUUGCAGUCUGUGCUUCAUCUGCUAAAUCUAAUCUCCCUAUAGCAUUAAGAUUUUCUGACCCAACUGCGCCUGACUAGUUUUAAUGUCCACUUUCCCAUAUCAUUAACCUUAUAAGCACAUAAAUUGGUCUGAAGUGUUCAUUGGAACAGGUCAUAAUCUGUUUUAGUCUUUGUAUUGUUUGGGAUGUAUUCCUGCUUUAGGUGUUGAAUAUUUUACCUGCUUUAUUUCUUUAAAUGGACACCUUUAAGGCCUAAACUUCAAAGUGUGACUUUGAGAGAUUUGGCUCAUAAAUCUUUGCAAGAACAUUUUGCACGUUCCAAAUUCAUUUUAAAGCUCCACAGCUGUUAGUGAUGCAUUACCGGGUGACAAUUCCUCCUUUGAUUAUUCACAAACUGGUUCUAGAAUUUUGUCGCAGUUCUGUUAUUUUAUCGUCACUAACGGCCAGUUUUCAGAACAUGACGUCUAUAUACUUCUGCAUAUGUGUAAUGUCAAGAAAAAAAGGACAAUUUUAGUACAAUGUUAUGAUAUUCUAUUUUUUUUAUUGUGGUCAUUUCCUUUAAGAGAGUUAGCUGUUCAUUCAAAACCGUUCCCCCAUUUUAUUAUUUAAAAAAAAACACGUAGGCGACAGCAGAUCUAGAACCUCCCAUGGAAUAUCAGACUUGAACAUGUUUAUUCUUUACACUUGCUAUUUAAAGAUUUUGAUUGUAUAUAUUAGAAAGAAAUACCUGCUUUAUUUGUGGUAAACCCAAGAAUAAUGCAUCUUUAUCUUCAGAAGUUGUAUUUUUCUGGAUUUGAUAAAAAAGAUGUUUGAAUUUCA
This is a messenger RNA of Oryzias latipes (Japanese medaka), 6792 nucleotides long. RefSeq names its product ligand-dependent corepressor. The record is from RefSeq and is a predicted model, not a curated record. Gene Ontology annotation, molecular function: DNA binding. Gene Ontology annotation, biological process: regulation of transcription by RNA polymerase II. Gene Ontology annotation, cellular component: nucleus. Lineage: Eukaryota; Metazoa; Chordata; Actinopteri; Beloniformes; Adrianichthyidae.